This is a messenger RNA of Diutina rugosa, 1902 nucleotides long. RefSeq lists its product as uncharacterized. Lineage: Eukaryota; Fungi; Ascomycota; Pichiomycetes; Serinales; Debaryomycetaceae. The coding region runs from base 1 to 1902 and encodes 633 amino acids. The record is from RefSeq and is a predicted model, not a curated record. Gene Ontology annotation, biological process: intra-Golgi vesicle-mediated transport. The transcript has a single exon. Gene Ontology annotation, cellular component: Golgi membrane.
AUGAGCGCGCUGCUGUCGUUUGACAAGGCGCUACAAUUGUGGACGGAGAUUGAUCUCCCCCUCCUCCAGAAGCGUCUCGACGAAAACGGCCUCGCCGUUAAGGAGGAUCAAAAAGCGCUGUUGGUGUCACGCAAGAACCUUGCCGCCAAAACCAAGGACUUCAAGAAACUCGACGACCUGGAGAAGUUACUGGAAAUCAAACCGCUUUUGAAGCUAUAUCAAAAUGAAAUUGAUAAGCUCACUAACCAGAAAAAGCUGGUCGAAGGGCACUUCUUCGAAGUGUACCGCGUGUUAUCUGAGGCGCCUGAUCCCAAACCAUUACUCCAAAUCCUGUUGGAUCUGGUGAUAAAAAGCGCUGAAGUCGACGAGUUGAAUGAACAACUCCAACAAGUUACCACUGAAUUAAACAAACGAGCAGACUACGAUCAGAUAAAGCAGCGGUUACUUCAGCUCGAACAACUGCAAGCAGAGACUUUAAGCCAACGUGUCAAGGCUAAAGAAGACGAAUACAAAAGCAUCAUUGAAGAGAAGGAGUCCAAUUGGAGUGAUAAGGAGCGUCAAUUGCAGAAACAACUCGCUGACGCCCAAAAACAGAUAGAGGAAUUGCGCACGAAUAACGAAGUGUCUGAGCUUCAGGCAAGCAACAACUUGGGGUCUAACGAUAAGGCAUCGGCAGCGGUGUUAGCUGAGCUUGAUUUUGUUCAUCGCGAGGCCGAGCUGCUGAAAAAGCGUUGUUACGAACUCGAAAAGCGCAAUGAAUUGUUACGAAGCAAGCUUGCCACAGCCGAGCUGGAUCUGAAAGUGUUGGAGAUGGAGGCGGGCUUCAAGAAGCAAGUACUGGAGCUUGAAGGGGAGAACUCAUUGCUUGUGGCCAACCUUGAUCAGGUGAGAUCAAAGUUGGAUCAGGUAUUGGCAGAGAAAACCGCCCAAAGCUCAAAUGAGAUUAAGCAUGUGCAACAGUUGACCGAAGAAUUAAGCAAGGUCAAACGUAAACUUGAAAAGGUGCAUGAUUAUGAAGAGUUGAAGCAUGAACUCCAGCUCUUGCGACAACUUGAGUUUGGCGUUGACGAUGACGAAGACACUGCCGUCAACUCGCAGUUGGUUACUAGAAACAAGCAACUUACAAAUCAAGUGGUGGAGUUGCGCGAGCUGCUGGCGCAAUUCCAGCAACAGAUUACUACGUUACAACAACAAGUUGAGGCUACUUCCACUGAGCUUCAACGAGUGAAGAAGCUCAACGUGAAGCUUGAAGAGGAUUUAGCUGGUGUAGACACUCUGGGUUCGCGCUUCAACGACACGGGGCUGAUGAUGCUGUUUGCGCCGCUGGUGGCGACUCAGGAGUCGUCGGCUCAGCCACUGAUUCUCCCCAUCAUCACCAAGCAACGGGACCGCUUCCGUGACCGCAAUGCCGAGUUGGAAGACGAAGCUAAGCGUCUCAAUACUACCAUCGCCGAGCUUAAACGCCAGGUGGGGCAUCUCAAGCAAGAUAACGAACAACUUUACGAACGCACACAGUACAUGGCGCUGUUUAGCAACAACAAGGCGAAGCGACUCACCCCGAAAGCCAAUUUACAUGACAACCCUUAUCGGGAACAAUACGAACUGAAGAUGCACCCUGUGGAACAAUUCCGCAUCCAAGAGCAGGAGAGAAUUAGUCUGGGACUCAAUCCCAUCGAACGGUUAUUCAUUCUGCUCACCCGAACUAUUUUGGCCACGCGUCUUACGCGCAUGGUGUUCUUCUUCUACUGUCUAGGACUCCAUUUGGUGGUGAUGAUGGUUACAAUAUACCUGAUGCUGGUGAGUCUGGGCUACGUACCUGAUGUUAGUCACCGGGGGUCGCUGGGCGGCCUUGCCAGUGGCCAAGUGGGUCGUCCCGACACCUUGGGUAAAGUGGUUGAGUAA